AGUUGGGCGGCGGGUCGGGCUCGGCGGCGGCGGCUCCGAUGCGGCGGAAGCAGAAGCGGCUGCUGCAGGCGGUGGGGCUGGCGCUGGCCGCCCUCGUCUUCCUGCCCAACGUGGGGCUCUGGUCCCUCUACCGGGAGCGGCAGCUGGAGGGCGGCGCGGGGGGGGCCGCGGCGGCGGCGGCCGGAGGGGAGGCGCAGGGUUCACAUGUGAGGCAAAGGAAAGAAGUUUAUUUUGACGAUGGACAAAGGAAAAAGGACUGGCAUGAUAAAGAAGCUAUAAGGAGGGACUUGGCGCGCAUAGGAAAUGGAGAGCAGGGAAAACCUUACCCGAUGACUGAUGCAGAGCAAGUGGACCAAGCAUACAGGGAAAAUGGCUUUAAUAUCUUUGUGAGCGAUAAAAUUUCUCUUAAUCGCUCCCUUCCAGAUAUCAGGCACCCAAACUGCAAUAACAAGCUGUACCUGGAGAAGCUCCCAAACACCAGCGUGAUAAUCCCAUUCCACAAUGAAGGAUGGUCAUCUCUCCUCCGGACAGUGCACAGCAUCCUAAAUCGCUCCCCUCCUGAGCUGAUAGCAGAAAUUGUGCUGGUGGAUGACUUUAGUGACAGAGAACACCUGAAGAAACGUUUGGAAGACUACAUGGCCCAGUUCCCAAAUGUCCGAAUCCUGCGCACCAAGAAGAGAGAAGGGCUAAUAAGAACUCGAAUGCUGGGAGCCUCUGUGGCAAUAGGAGAUGUGAUCACAUUCUUGGAUUCUCACUGCGAGGCCAAUGUGAACUGGCUGCCACCUCUGCUAGACCGCAUUGCUCGAAACCGCAAGACUAUUGUGUGCCCGAUGAUUGACGUAAUUGACCAUGACCACUUUGGAUAUGAGACCCAAGCUGGAGAUGCGAUGCGAGGGGCAUUUGACUGGGAGAUGUAUUACAAGCGGAUCCCUAUCCCUCCUGAAUUACAGAAACCUGAUCCUAGUGAUCCCUUUGAGUCUCCUGUAAUGGCUGGAGGAUUGUUUGCAGUCGAUAGAAAGUGGUUCUGGGAGCUGGGAGGGUAUGAUGCAGGUCUGGAGAUAUGGGGAGGAGAACAGUAUGAAAUAUCCUUUAAGGUGUGGAUGUGUGGGGGUCUCAUGGAGGACAUCCCUUGCUCCCGAGUGGGUCACAUCUACAGGAAAUAUGUUCCUUACAAGGUUCCAACAGGAGUCAGUCUGGCAAGGAACUUGAAGCGUGUGGCUGAAGUGUGGAUGGAUGAAUACGCAGAGUACAUUUACCAGCGUAGACCUGAGUACCGGCAUCUCUCCGCGGGGGAUGUGACUGCUCAGAAGGAACUUCGCAACAAUCUCAACUGCAAGAGCUUCAAAUGGUUCAUGAGUGAGGUAGCUUGGGACUUGCCAAAAUUCUACCCACCAGUGGAGCCCCCGGCUGCUGCCUGGGGAGAGAUCCGUAAUGUAGGAACUGGUCUGUGUGCAGAUACAAAACAUGGAACUCUGGGCUCCCCACUCAGGCUGGAAACCUGUGUGAAAGGCAGAGGAGAGGCGGCUUGGAACAACAUACAGGUAUUCACCUUCAGCUGGCGGGAAGAUAUCCGUCCUGGGGACCCUCAGCACACAAAGAAGUUCUGUUUCGAUGCCAUUUCCCACAGCAGCCCUGUGACCCUCUAUGACUGUCACGGAAUGAAGGGGAACCAGCUGUGGAGAUACAGGAAAGACAAGACCCUUUACCACCCAGUAAGCAGCAGCUGUAUGGACUGCAGCGAGAGUGACCGAAAGAUCUUUAUGAAUACCUGCAAUCCCUCUUCUCCAACACAGCAGUGGAUAUUUGAACACACAAACUCAACCGUCUUGGAAAAAUUUAACAGAAAUCUUGAUCUUUAAAGACUGCAAAUAUAUAUAUAAAUAUAUA
This is a messenger RNA of Mauremys mutica (yellowpond turtle), 1887 nucleotides long. RefSeq names its product polypeptide N-acetylgalactosaminyltransferase 10 (gene GALNT10). The transcript is spliced from 12 exons. Gene Ontology annotation, cellular component: Golgi apparatus. The record is from RefSeq and is a predicted model, not a curated record. Lineage: Eukaryota; Metazoa; Chordata; Testudines; Geoemydidae. Bases 39 to 1859 code for a protein of 606 amino acids.